Cicer arietinum (chickpea) is the source of this 2734-nucleotide messenger RNA. Its product is annotated as putative U-box domain-containing protein 50. The record is from RefSeq and is a predicted model, not a curated record. Gene Ontology annotation, molecular function: protein kinase activity; ubiquitin-protein transferase activity; ATP binding. Gene Ontology annotation, biological process: protein phosphorylation; protein ubiquitination. Lineage: Eukaryota; Viridiplantae; Streptophyta; Magnoliopsida; Fabales; Fabaceae.
AAACACUUUUAAAAAUUUCACAAAAGAAAGCUUUGAAAUUGAUGAUAUAUAGCAACCUUUUUUUUGUUUUCUUUUAUAAGGUUACUUUCACACUAGACCUCUGCCAACACAAUCUAGAUUUCUUGAUUUUGAGGAAUCAAAGAGGAAAAUUUUGGUAGCUUUGAAAAAUCAUAUGGAUGCAAACCAAAGAGAGAAAAUCUAUGUUGCUGUUGGUGAUGAUGCACAAGAUGGAUUUAAUACAUUAAAUUGGGCUCUCAAAAAAUGGAAUUCUCAUUCAAUUUCCAUUGUUAUUCUCCAUGUGACUCACAACAUUUCUAAGGAUUAUGUUUAUACACCAUUUGGAAAACUUCCGGCAAGAUCUUUGAAUGAUGAGAAACUAGAAGCUCUAAGAAAAGAUGAGAAAGAGAGAAUCAAGAAGCUUUUUUCUAAAUAUAUUACUUUCUGUGGCAAGGUGCCGGUAGAAAUUCAUGAAGUUGAAAAAUUUGAUGAACCGAAGCAAAAACACAUCAUAGACUUGAUCAUUGAUUUAGGAAUCACCAAAUUGGUUAUGGGAUUUUCAUUCAUGAAGCCUUCUUUGAAAUCAAAAGGUGCUAUUAGUGGACUAUUCUAUGUUCAUCAACACAAGCCAACUUUUUGUGAAUUAUUCAUUAUAUGUGUUGGCAAGCAAGUUUUCCUAAGAGGAAACAAUGAUGAAAAAAUCAUGGAAGAUGAUAGUGGAGUGAUGGUUGCAAAAAUGAGAGAUAAGGUAACUUUUAAAGAUUGGUUAGACAAAAUAUUCAGUGACAAAACAAAUGAUUAUUCACAAAAUAGUUUAAGUGCAUCUCCUUCAACAACCAAUUUGGGUCAAAAUCAAUGGGAAUUUUAUCUUCAAGACAUUGAAAAUUAUUAUCAAGAAUUGCUAUCUUCAAAUUUGGAGGAAGGGAGCUAUGACAACUUGCACAUUAGUCCAACAAUUGAGCCACGUGUCACUCAACAGAACAAUUCUAAUAUGAAUACUGCAGAAAAAAUUGAGAUCCUGAAAAAUAAAGUAAAUGAAGCUCGCAAAACCAUCCAAUUGAAGAGAAAAGAGGUCAAGGAUAAUAUAGAAAGAAGCACAAAAGCUGAAUGGGCAAUUAGCUUAUGCAACAUUAGGGCUGAAGAAAUUGAAGGUAGAAUAAGAGAAGAAUUGAGCACAAAAGAGGAGCUAAACAAAGAAUUAAAUUUGGAGAAAGAGCAAAAAGAAGAGACGAGAAGAGAAAUAGAAGAGAAAAAACAAAGGCUACAUUCAUUACUAGAGGUUCAAUCAGAACUAUCAAACAAGCUUCAAAUUUCAACAGUAACAAAAUCAAGAUCAGAGACACAAUUAAAAAGAGCAGUGAAGGAGAGAACCGAAAUGGUGAGAGAGAUAGAGGAGUUAAGGAAACAGAGAAAUGUGUUAAACAGAAGGAUUGAGUUUUGUAAACAGAAAGAUGCUAUUGGCAUGGCUGCGAGGUUGGGUGAGAAUAUCAUCAACUGUGGGAUGAGGGAGUAUAGUGAGGAGGAGUUGAGGUUGGCGACUGAUAAUUUCUCAGAGAGAUUAAGGUUGUUGAAGUGUGGUGGUGGGGAUUAUAGUAAUGUUUAUAGAGGACGUUUUAAUCAUUCUACUGUUGCCAUUCAAAUGCUGUCUUGUUUUGCUUCUUUGUCUCAACAGGAUUUUCAAGCUAAGGUGAGGCUUCUUGGUGGUAUUAGGCAACCACAUCUGGUUGCCAUGGUGGGCUUCUGCUCCGAGCCCAAAUGCAUAGUUUUGGAAUACAUGUCAAAUGGAAGCUUACGAGAUAUGCUAUUUUCUAGGAGAAGAAACCGGGCCUUAAGGUGGCACGAUCGAAUACGAAUAGCGGCCGAAGUUUGCUCGGGCCUGGGCUUUCUUAAUUCAAAUGCACAGAGGCCUAAUAUUCAUUGUCAUUUGAACUUAGCCAACGUCCUCUUAGACCGUAAUUUAGUUGCUAAAAUCACGGGCUUUGGGCUUCAAGAGUGUGAUGACAAGGAAUGCAACGUUGAGUCAGAUUUACGGGAUGUGGGGGUUUUGUUGAUGCAGCUAUUGACUGGAAGAAAUUGGGUCGGGCCCAUUGAGGAUGCCUUGACAAUGGAUAUGGACAGAGAGAGUUUGGUUAACAUUCUUGAUGACAUGGCUGGACAAUGGCCAUUGGAUCUAGCAAAAGAAAUUGCGGGCCUGGCUAUGAUUUGCUUGUCCAUGAAAAACAAGCCCAACCUAGAUCUAACCGUUGCAAGGGUGUUGGAGGAACUCAAUAUUAUAAGAAGAAAGGGUGAUGAAAUAGUUGCAAAUGAAUAUAGGAAUGGUGAUAGAGAGGGCUCAAGUGAUGUGCCUAGUGUUUUCCUUUGCCCUGUACUUCAGGAGGUAAUGAAGAAUCCACAUGUGGCAGCAGAUGGAUUUUCAUAUGAGCUGGAAGCAAUAGAACAGUGGUUGAACUCAGGACACAAUACAUCACCCAUGACAAAUUUAAGGCUUAACCACACAUUCCUUACUCCAAAUCACACCCUUCGUUCCUUCCUUGAUGAAUGGCAGAUCAACAAAUCAGCUAAAAAUGCAAAUUAAUACCAAAAAAAAUUUGUUUCAUUGGAUUUUGUACAGUUAAAUUCAGAAUUGUGAUUGUGACUUAUUGUUUCAUUCGAUUUUGUUUCAACCCCCAACACCAUGUACUCAACUACAAAAAAAAAUACAAAUUUUGUGUUAUUCGGAAUUUUGUGUUGAUCAGAA